This is a messenger RNA of Pisolithus orientalis, 1148 nucleotides long. Its product is annotated as domain of Kin17 curved DNA-binding protein-domain-containing protein. Bases 74 to 988 code for a protein of 304 amino acids. The record is from RefSeq and is a predicted model, not a curated record. Lineage: Eukaryota; Fungi; Basidiomycota; Agaricomycetes; Boletales; Pisolithaceae. Gene Ontology annotation, biological process: DNA damage response; DNA replication. The transcript is spliced from 3 exons. Gene Ontology annotation, molecular function: double-stranded DNA binding. Gene Ontology annotation, cellular component: nucleus.
CAUUGCCAGAGCCCACAUCAUCGACAGCACCAUUAACCAGUAACGAACCUAACGACUUAUUUACUAGCCCAGAAUGCCUCGCGCAGAAGUCGGCACGCCAAAAUACUUGGCAAAUAAGAUGAAAGCGAAGGGUCUGCAGCGCCUGCGAUGGUACUGUCAAGUCUGCCAGAAGCAAUGCAGAGACGAGAAUGGAUUUAAAUGUCACGCACAAUCAGAAGCGCAUCUCCGUCAGAUGCUUGUCGUUGGCGAGCAUGCCGGCAGACAUAUCGCAGAUUUUUCCUCGCAAUUUCAGCAUGAUUUUGUACAACUACUGUCUAGACGAUUUGGCACCAAAAGAGUGUUCGCAAACAGAGUAUACCAGGAGUUUAUCCAACACAAAGAACACAUUCACAUGAAUGCGACUCGCUGGGUAACACUCACUGAAUUUGUCAAACAUCUCGGUCGGACGGGCAUUGCGCACGUGGACGAGACGGACGAGGGAUGGUGGGUGGCAUGGAUCGACAGCUCACCCAAAGCGCUCGCUAAGCAAGCGGCUACGCUCCAGAAGGAACGAGCGACCAUGUCUGACGAGCAGCGCGAGCGGAUCUUGAUCGCGGAUCAGAUAGAACGGGCCAAGGAACAAGAGGAGGCACAGGGUUCGAGAUCUGAAAGUCCUCCUGAAGAGGAGCUGGGAUUAAAGAGAGACGAGGGCACUGAAAAAGUCGUUCUCAGCCUUGCACCAAAGUCCUUGAAGCUGGACCAAUCGGCAAGGUCACAGCCCACGGGUGGAGGUGGACUGAAGUUGAACGGUAUCAAGCCCGAUAUCAACCCACUGAAGGCGAAUCCCCUGAAGCGCCCCAAUCCUCUCAGGUCUGCGGUGACCAGCAAAUCGGCUGAGUCGAGCGAGAAGAAGCGGCCUGUAACAGCAUUGUCAGCUGCAGAACGCAUUAUCUUGGAGGAGCAAGAACGGAAGCGACGACGCAUGGACCGAGAGAGUAUAACAGCAUAGGUCGGCACUUUCGAUGUAGUAUGUAUGUUAGGUACUGUACCAUUCACUCAGUGUUGCAAUGGCAUUUCCCCAUAAUUUAUGCCAGAUUUUUUGCCAGCAUAUACCGUUCCUCUAACCUAGCACUCCAAGAACCGACACCUGGAGUAGACAUAAGCAGAUC